Molecule: messenger RNA, 234 nt
Organism: Akanthomyces muscarius
Lineage: Eukaryota; Fungi; Ascomycota; Sordariomycetes; Hypocreales; Cordycipitaceae
Exons: 3
Coding region: 1-234 (77 amino acids)
Source: RefSeq, a predicted model, not a curated record
AUGCGGGGGACCUUGGAAACAGCGAUUGUCGCCAACGUGGAGAGCUACGAUGCGACUUUGGACAUGCUUUUGACCAGCGAUCUUCCACUAGCUUGCGUCAUCCUCAUCUGGCGACCUCAUUGCCAGCGCAUGCGGAUGCAGCCGUUACGUUAUUUAUUAUAUGAGUCUAGUUUCAAGACUGGUAUAAGAAGGACACGCCUCGUCAAUUUUCCAAGUUGCGGUUUGCAGCACUAG